Messenger RNA from Nothobranchius furzeri (turquoise killifish), 1875 nucleotides. The record is from RefSeq and is a predicted model, not a curated record. Lineage: Eukaryota; Metazoa; Chordata; Actinopteri; Cyprinodontiformes; Nothobranchiidae.
AUUCAUUGAAACUUUUGUGAGGAAACAGAAACGUGUAGUGUGUAGGGAAUGAAUAGCGUAUGUGUUCCGUGCAUCGAGAAAAGGACACAGGACGGUGUGAUUUGAGUGGAAGAGUUGAGAACCACAGCUGAACAUCAGUCCAAUGUGUGGCAGUAAUGCGUCGCCAUGUUUGUUUUCCAGACGUUGGAGGAAUCCUAGAAGAAGAGCUCGGUUACGUGAUUGGCCAAAACCGGAAGUAAACAUUAAUCUGUAUUCUGAGGAGAGAAGCAUAGUAGCGGGCUGCUUGGUCUUAGACAUUAAUCAAACGGCUUUUAGAUUCGGGGACAAACCGAUGCGGUAUAAUGCUAAAUCCGGAGGUCUGACAGGGUAGCCUGAUAAGUUCUGCCCGACUUUUCUCCAGCGCGAGCGCCUAGCAGCCGAGCGUUAGCCCGUUAGCUAACGUUAGCCAAGGUGCUAAUUAGCAGGUGUGAAUGAGUGACGUGGUGCCUCCCACAGCUCUCAGUGAAAUCCAGCUCCGUUUCCUCUGCCACAAUGACAUAGGGAGUGUCAAGCUGCUCUGUGGGGAUUGGUUCCCAAUCGAGUACCCAGACUCAUGGUACCAAGAUAUCACUUCCAACAAGAAGUUCUUCUCCCUCGCUGCCACCUUCAGAGGGAGCAUCGUAGGAAUGAUCGUGGCCGAGAUCAAAAACCGAACCAAAGUACACAAAGAGUGGUCCAACAUCGCCUCCAAGACCGGCAUCCAGUACAGCAGAACCAUGUGACUCUCCUGUUCAGGACCUCGGCUGGCAGUCUUCCCCGUACAGAGCUGACAAGAGUCUACCCCUAACCCACAUGUCGUGUGGCUUCCUGCUCAGGACUCAGGUUCAACGUGACCUCUGAGGCUCACGGCCCCGACUCGGCUCACAUUUAAUUCUGUUCUGUCCCUCGUGCUGGCCUGUGUUUGUUUUUAGUGGCAUACGCACCUGUCACCUUAUCUUAUAUAUUACCCCUUCAGGCCCAGCGAAGUACAGGGUCAGAGGUUAGAGGUCACAGGAAGAGGUCUGGCUCUGCCCUAGCAAUACUAUGUAUACUAUUUGUACAUAACAUAUUUAGCUAAUAUAUAAAUUUAUCUACUCGUGUAUGCCUGUCCUAGUGUAUGCUGUUGGUCGUCCCUUUUUAAAGACUGCAUCUCCAUCGCCGUCCGUCAGCUUGACAGGAAACGAGGGCGUUUUGACCUUUGGUCUCCUGUGAGGAGGCUUUUUGAUUGGAACAAACUCGAUUAGUCGCAGGCAGCGCUGACUGACUGGUUCAGUAGGACCUGGGGUCAUCCCUUCAAACGCGCAGAGCGGCUGUUUCCUUUCAGAAUAAAACUUCUAUAGCCGGAUACAGAGUAGGGAUGCCGACCGUUCAAAAGAGUGAAGAUGUUUCCAGAACUUCCUUUCUGAGCCAUCCACACUGAAGAGGUGGCUUUUAGGUUUGUUUUAGAGUACGGCCCAGUCACAGUUUUUAUGUCGGCUCGUAAACAAAAUAAAAUGAAAGUCCCGUAAUGUUCCCAGACAGACAUCCUGUACUUGGGUGGGCGUCCGUAUGUUUCCACAGGUCUGUUCAUGUCUGAGCGCUGAUGCAGAGCGGCACUUCCAUGGAGUAAAGCUAAAACGAGCUCUGUUCAGGUCUGUCAGGAUUGUAGACCUCUGCCCCGGUGUUCCAGUUGCUCAGUCUGAUGGUUUCAUUGUUUUAAUCCAGAUUUUUUAACGUGUGUGUGUGUGUGUGUGUGGGGGGGGGGGGGGGGGGGGGGGGGGGGGGUUCAUUGUAAUAAACAUUUCUCACCUGUCCUGUCCAUGGAAGGUGGCUCCAAACCAUUUCACAUUGUUAAUGCAAUAAAUCAGGUUUAGCGAA